Petromyzon marinus (sea lamprey) is the source of this 4662-nucleotide messenger RNA. RefSeq names its product DENN domain containing 6A (gene DENND6A). Gene Ontology annotation, molecular function: guanyl-nucleotide exchange factor activity. NCBI's taxonomy places the organism in Eukaryota, Metazoa, Chordata, Hyperoartia, Petromyzontiformes, Petromyzontidae. Gene Ontology annotation, cellular component: recycling endosome. The record is from RefSeq and is a predicted model, not a curated record.
AUAACCAUUGUUUCUUUAGCCUCGCUAUGUCGCUGAUGUGAAGGGCCAUCGCUCGAAACGUUGGCUAUUAAAUAGUUGUUUUCCUCCGCCGUUUUCUAACGCCACAUAGCAUUACGUACGAGCGUGUUGAGUUUUAUUGAUUAUUUUAGUUUUUUUGUUUAAAGUGUCGGCGAGUUGCGCCCCCGUUGACGCCUCAACCCACAAACAAUUCACCUCUAGCCCAUUUAACAACCCCCUCCCCUCCCCGGUCACCAGCAGUUAAAACAGUAACUUUACUCAAGGAGUAAUUACUCGUAAUUUAGCGUCUCACUAUGAGUAAAGAAAUCACACGCAUUCUAAUGUAAAAUUAAACUUUACUUUAUUGACGCCGUGACCGAACACCCGGGGCCUAGGCGCUCCCCCCCCCCCGCGCCGCAGGGGACAAUCCGCUAGGCAAGACCGUAGGCUUCGCUCGAGGGCCUACCGCGCUCUCCUCCUCCUCCGGGUUCAAUGGACACGGACGCGUGCGGCCGGGCGCCUCUGAGGGAGGGCAACGAAGCCUCCCUGCUACCGUGGGACCGCUUCGCAGCCUGGGCCAGGGCUAUUUGUGUGGUCACGUUCGACUUGGAGCUCGGCCAGGCGAUGGAGCUCACGUACCCGCCCCACAUUCAGCUGACCGACAAAGAGAAAACCAACAUUUGUUACUUAUCAUUUCCAGACUCUAAUUCAGGUUGCCACGGCGACACUCAGUUCUGCUUCCGAAUCCGGCAGAGCCCGAGCCGGAAGUCCCCCGCUACCGCCCGGGGCGGCUGGGUGGAUGGCGACGCGCCUGGCAUGCUGAGGAGGGACCCCACUCACUACUAUGGCUACGUGUACUUCAGGCAGGCCAAGGACAAGUCACUACGCAGAGGGUACUUCCAGAAGUCGCUGGUGCUGCUGAGCCCGCUGCCGUACGCAGGCUUGUUCGACGCGAUUCUCCGCACCAUCGCUCCGGGCUUCUUCGAGAAGGCGGAGCCCUUCCUGGAGGCCGUGUGCAACGACAUGGACCAGUGGCCUCUGCCGGUGGCCGGGCAGACGCUGAGCCUGCCCAUCAUGGGCACCGUCAUACAGGUUCGCAUCCCGUCGCGGCAAGACAAGCCCGGCGCGGCCUUCUUGCACGCCACUCAGGAGAACCUCUACGCCGUCUCCACGGUGUUGCCCAGCGUCCACCAGCCCGACCUCUACCGGAGUUUCCGCCCCGUGCUGCGGCACGUGCAGAUGCUGUGGGAACUCGUGCUGUUGGGGGAGCCUCUGGUCGUCAUGGCAACCUCUCCUGCCGACACCUCACAGGCAGUGCUCGCCCUCGUCAGCUGUAUCGCCCCGCUCACGUACCACAGCGACUUCCGUCCAUACUUCACCAUCCACGACAGCGAGUUCCAGGAAUACACGACUCGCACACAGGCUCCGCCCCCGGUGAUCCUGGGCGUGACGAACCCGUUCUUCGCCAAAACCCUGCAGCACUGGCCCCACAUCAUCCGCCUGGGCCACGUCAGCAGCAGCAGCGACGGCGACGUGGGGAAGUCGGUGAAGGUGAAGAAGCAGGUGAAGCUGAAAACGCUGGACAGUGAGCCAGGUGUGUACACGGCUUACAAACCCUUCCUCAGUCGGGACAAAGCUAUCCUCAGGGAGCUGGAGAAGGGAGAGCCCCAGACCCGGCCGCCCUCGGCUCAGAACUCGGUUUUGCGACGGCAACUGCUGGAACUCACACAGAGCUUCAUCAUCCCUCUGGAGCGGUACGUGGCGAGCUUGAUGCCCCUGCAGAAAAACAUCACCCCCUUCAAGAGCCCCCCUCCUCUGGGCCCAUUUCAGGCGGAGGACUUCAUCCGCACGCUGGAGAAGAAUGGCCCACAGCUCACGUCGCCCAUCAAGGGGGACUGGACGGGGUUCUAUCGACGGUUCGUGCGCUCCCCUAACUUUGCGGGCUGGCUGCGCGAGCGCCAAGGGGACAUGCGGCUCAAGCUGGAGGCCGUGCACAUGGACAUGAUGGCCAACGCGGACCUGAGUGGCUGGGUGCGAGGGCGCAGCGAGGUGGAGUCGGUUGACUGGGUGAUCAAGCUCCGUGAGAAAAUGGCACACGUGACCCAGGCACAGGUGAGCGUGGGAGCGCAGACGCUGGUGAAGCUGCGCGCGCACGUGGACGCCAUCAUCUCCUCGCUGCCGCCUGACCUGCAGGGCGUGCUGGGCAGCGGCGGCUAGGACGCGUGUCUCUACACGUCUCAUCUCAUCUUCCAUGUCCCCGUGUCUCUGUGCCGCCAUGUCUCCCUUCUACGUCUCUCAUGCUCGUGUCUACAUGUCCUCACGUCGUUGUUUCUCCUCGUGUCCUCCCUCAUCUCCUGCGCACCCACGCCUCCCAUGUCUCCCAUCAUCUCCGUGUCCCCAGGUCUGCCCAUACUUCCCCCACGUCUCCCCGCGUCUCCUGUCGUCUCCGCGUCUCCCUGUCCAGCAUCUUGCCUUGUCCAUUAGCCGGUGGUGUGAAUCGCUGUUUGCCCAUCGGGUUGAAACACGGAGCGGCGAUGCUGGCGGUGACGGCGCUGGGCUGAGCCGGGCCGGUCUCGGCUGCUCCUAGUGUUCUUAUAAUUAGUUGUGUACAUAUACAAAGAUAGCGGUCCCCCCUGUAACCUUAUCGGAUUGUUUGGGACGAGUGCUGUUAUUGAGCACCUAUAAAGCCCGGCACAGCACGUGAGAGGGUGGUCAGUUCCAUGCCCGGCCGUCUUGGUCUCCCUAGUGACAAUGUUUACAUAUCCCACCAGGCACUGUACUCAUAUGAGGCUGAGCCGACCUAGGGAAGGCCCAGGACCAGUUCAGAUAAUCGCCAAUGGGGUUGGCCGUGAGCGGGAAUUGUACCUGGCACGCCGGGUUAAAUUCACACGCACACACAAGUGUACAUAAUACACACAAACAAGGAGAAGUGCAUAUAGACAUGCACGUACACACACGCUGACUGAUGCCCACUUGCAGGCCGGUGCAGUGUACACGCACAGGGACAGCUGCCACUGGGAGGGGCGGGGGGGGGGUCCCGUAGGUGAGACUGCAGCAGGUCCAUUGUAAUGUUUGAGAUGGUAUGUGAUGAAAGGUGCUUUUAAGUUCCCGAGGGAUUUAAAGCACGUGCCCUGUACACCGCAUGUGCAGUAAUACCUCGGUUUACGCCGGGGGAUGCGUUCCUCAAAAGGUAAAUAUCGAAAUUGCGUCAAAGCAAUUUACAGAGUAGGUUGAAGCGAAGGCUGAGGGGCGACGAAUAUGAGAAAGGACGGACGAUGCUGUUAGCGACGUGUGGGUUGAAGUGACGCAAAUCGGCGAGCAGUGUUCACCAAAGUGACGACGUAAAUCGGGGUAUCACUGUACAUACACGCAGAGCCCUCCCAUGGGUCCACGGCGAAUUGGAGCGACGGCCCCGGACCCCGCGCUUUGGGGGGGCUCCCCGCGCUUCGACAUCAACGGUGUCGGAUGUAAUACUUCCGGUUUAGUUUGAAGGCGUCGAGAGAGCCCACAGUGGGAUUUGUCCCGGGUCUCGCAACCCCCUGUGGACAGCCUCUGCAUACACGGACACGUGCGCGCGAUUCCCACUCGCUGCGAUCGCACGGUCGCGAUCCCUUCGUCUGGUUAGCGUUGUAGCGGGACUCGUGGCCGAACCGAUGGGAUUUAAUCGAUGGAUUGGCGUCGUCGCUGCGGUGGUUUCGCAAGGCUCGUAACAUAAAAACUGAGAAACGGUGUUACGGGAAACAUUUCAUUCCGAAGCAAACUGCCGCCGGACAAUAACUGAAAUCGCUUUUUGGAUUCCCGCGCGGAGCGUGAAUGAGAUGAGAGUGAGUGAACAGGUUCAGUGAGCCCAUAGAAGUGAAAAUGCAUUCGUCGACAUGACAGCUCUUGUGUUGUUUUAAGGCCACAGAGAUGUUGACAAACGUGUUGCGGUUUUUGUUGUUGCUGUUCGUGUGCCACUGCCGGCUGAGCAGCGGAAACAGCAGCAGAUUGUUUAAAGUGUUGAAGAACAACCACAGGACGGAGCGAGGAUUGCAUUAAUUUUACGCGCGCAAAUAGAACCACGACGAAUCGCGUUGCAUAUGUAUCGUCAGCACAGAAAGUCCUCGUUUAACGUACUAGGUGCGUUCCUGGAAAAGUGCCGUGUUAAGCGAAAAAAAUUCCCCCGGACGUAAUGUUGAUGAUGAAUAUUUUGGCGACAUUACCGUGCUACGCGCAAUGAGAUGGCGGGACCAUUAACCAAGGGUAAGCCGCCACGUUACCCUAUCGUUCCGCGUUCUGUAUCAUACCGCUCGGCCGCGCAGCUCGAGAAAGUUAAUCGUCAGCCGCGUCAUGAACCGCGUUGUAUCGGUGCACGUUGCAGGAUAAGUGUUCCCUAAUGGAAGAACCGCGUUGUGGCAAACAUGCGUUAUCGUGUGACCACCGCGCGUUAAGCGAGGUAACUCGCCGUCCGUGUACUGUUGACGCCCAUUGUUACGAUGACUGGUGCUGCCUGUGUAAAGCCGAGUGAUUGUUGCCCUGUAAGUGGGGGGGGGUGGGGGGAGGGGCCUUUGCCCAACCGGGCCUCUUGUCGAACUGAAUAAAGACGGCCGCUCGCACGCACAGCUCCAGGCUGCUCCUCAGCCUGGCCCCGGGCUGGGUGUGUGGGACGGACUUUUUUAAAAGGCC